GUAAGAUGGCAGGAGCAGCUGAUGAAAAGCCAGAUGAGUUCAACAUGUUCUAUGUGAAUUUACCUGAAGAGUCAGGUAGAACGCCUGCUGGAAACGAGGGGAGCCACGCUGCACCUGAUCCAGGUAGAAAGUUAUUCAAACUGGUCGGUGUUGGCCUUGGACUCCUUUGCAUCCUGCAAGCUGCUCUCAACGUUUCUCUCCGUCUGACACUGUUCAAAUCUGACACUCAGCCAUCACCUACAGAGACCGUGUGCAGAAAUGAGACAGACAAGCAGAGACAACUCAUUGGGCACUACAUCCAACGGGGAUGGCUGUAUUUCCAUACCAGCUUGUAUUACAUUUCUGUCAAUACGACAACCUGGCAAGAGAGUAGAGAGUUCUGUCUGCAGCAUGAAGCAGAUCUGGUGAUUAUAAACACCAAGGAGGAACAGGACUUUACAAGACAGUUUCACAGACACACAUGGCUUGGACUUCGUAACGUCACUAAGUCAGGAAAGUGGACAUGGGUAGAUGGGACUCUGCUGACCAAAAGCUACUGGGGGGAUGGAGAGCCAAACAAUUACAAAGGCACAAAUGAAGGCUGUGUGGAAAUAAAGUUCUUUGCGUUUGAAAAUAGCUGGAACGACACACCGUGUAAUGAUCAAAACUUUUGGAUCUGUGAGAGAAUGGUGGUUCUGUAAAUAAAACCAAACCAAGUUAGAGACCAUUGAAGUGGAGCUGAAGCUCCUAACUUAUAAUCAGUGAAUGGAAAGCUAGUCUCACAGUUUUAUGCACAUUGAAAACAGUGUUUUAGAUGUUGGAUGGGGGGAAAGGACUUCUUGUGAUUUAUGCUCAGUUAAUCUUGAAAGCAAAAGUGGUCACGAAAAAGUCAUAUUUUUUUUAAUUGCUGUGAAUAAUACAGUAGCCAAUCUUACAGAUUGGCGACGGUUAAUUUUAAUCUAGAUUUAUAUCACCAUCAAGUAAAACCUUAGUUUGUAGUGAAAUCUCCUAUCAGGUUGUAAAAUGACUAUAAAGUAAA
Fundulus heteroclitus (mummichog) is the source of this 1018-nucleotide messenger RNA. Its product is annotated as CD209 antigen-like protein E. The record is from RefSeq and is a predicted model, not a curated record. The transcript is spliced from 6 exons. Lineage: Eukaryota; Metazoa; Chordata; Actinopteri; Cyprinodontiformes; Fundulidae. The coding region runs from base 6 to 680 and encodes 224 amino acids.